GCUGGUGAAGCGAGUGCGUCAUUUGCGGUCUGGCAGCGUCGCCUUCCCUUUCCCCCCCCAAGAAGUGCAACGCGUUGUCGUCUUCCCGCCUCCCGGCGUCGCGACCUUCUCCACCACUUCUCUCUCUCUCUCUCUCUCUCUCUUCCUCUUCCACCGACCACCACCUUGACCCGUCCACCACCCCCACCCCUUUCUCCAUCAGAAGGCUUCGCCUAUCCUCAUCUCCUUCUGAUCUUCGAUCUCCCCCCCCUUCUUUUUCCUUCCGACUCCCGAUUGCGCAUUAUGGCUGAGGAUACCCCUGCUGCCUCCGCGCCCGCCCCCGACGCCGCUGAGCCGGUCGUCGAGCGCGCUUCUUCCGAGACGAAGCCUGCCCCCGCGGAGUCUGCGCCUGAGCCCUCCAAGGAGAAGGAGGAGCAGCAGACCAAUGGUCCCGAGGACAAGCCGUCCGAGUCGGUGACUGCGGUUGAUGAAAAGAAAGAAUCCGCCGAAGAGUCGGCCGAGCAAUCCACCGCCCCGGCUGAGACUGCUGAUGCGAAGGAGCCCGAGGCGAGUGCGACCGCGCCUGCAGAGCCCGAGGCCGCCCCAAAAUCGGACGCCAACGGAACACCCGCGUCGGCCAAGAAGGCUGGCGCCGCGAAGCGCAAAUCCUCAGGAGCGGUCCCCGAACACAAAAACAAACUGAGCCGCAAGAAGUCACAGGUUCGUGUCACGCAGCUCGACGCACAGCCUGGCCAGUACUUCCUCGCGCGUCUCAGAAGCUUCCCCCCAUGGCCGUCCAUCAUCUGCGACGAGGAAAUGCUUCCUCAGACCUUGCUCAACACGCGUCCCGUGACCGCCCAGCGAUCCGACGGAACUUACAGGGAGGACUACGCGGAUGGCGGCAAACGCGCUCACGAGCGGACCUUCCCCGUCAUGUUUUUCGAGACCAACGAAUUCGCGUGGAUCACCAACACAGAUUUGACACCCAUCGAUGCUGAUGGAUGCAAGGAAGUAUCGGAGAAGGGUAAGUCGAAGACCCUCCAGGCUGCGUAUGGUGUGGGUGCCGAAGGCCAUGAUCUCGAGUACUUCAAGAGCCUUCUGGUGGACCACCAGCGCGCGCUGGAGCAGGAGACCGAGGAGAGGGAGGCCCAGGCAGCUGCCAAGGCGGCCGCCAAGGCCGAACGGGAGGCCAAGAAGAACAAGCGCAAGAGCAUGGAGGUCGUCGAGGACGAGGAUGUCGACAUGGAGGAUGCCGACGAGGAGGCCAAAAAGCCCAAGAGCUCCAAGAAGCGCAAGAAGGAUGCUGAUCUCGAGGCCCAGGCCGAUGAAAAGCCUGCAAAGACCCCCAAGACUGCCACCAAGUUGAAGCUCACGACGCCCAAGACUCCUACUAGCGAGGUCGGAAAGAAGACCCCUGCUUCUAGCCGGGCCAAGCAGACCGCCAGCAGCAAGAAGGCUGGCAAGGCUGCGGCCAGUGACGAGGGCGAGGAUUCUCGCGCCGAGUCCAAGGAGCCCGAGAAGAAGGUCAACCAAGAGGAGGCCAAGGACAAGAAGGAGAAAGAGAUUCUUUUUGUGCGUCACAAGCUCCAGAAGGGCUUUAUCUCCCGCGACCAGCCCCCUAAGGAGGAAGAAAUGACCACGAUGUCCAACUACUUCAGCAAGCUGGAAAAGCAUGCUGACCUGGAAGUUUCGAUCAUCCGCGCCACCAAGAUCAACAAGGUUCUGAAGAUGAUCGUGAAGCUUAGCUCCAUCCCUCGUGACGAGGAGUUCCAGUUCCGCCAGCGUGCCGUGACCAUUUUGUCCAAGUGGAAGACCUUGCUUGACGCGGACACCACUGGUCCAUCGGAGGACAAGGACAAGGACGAGAAGCCCAGAGCCAAUGGGGUCCACAAGGAGAGCAGCGUCGAGACGCCAGCCAAGGCCGACACUGAGAAUGAGAAGGAGGACGAGACCAAGGAGAGCAAGGCAGACACCGCGGAACCUCAGGACGAGUCCAUGGCCGAUGCGGAUGCGUCGGAAAAGCCGCAAGAGCCCGAGGCAGUGAAGGAAGAUUCCGAGAAGGCUGCUCCCAAGUCCGAAGAGGCGGCACUGGAGAAGACGGCGGAGAAGCCAACCGAGGAGAAGGCGAACGAGAAACCCGCCACCGAGAAAUCCGAGGAGAAGGCUACGGAGGCGGCGGCUUAAGAAUGAUGGAUCUCGUUUACCGUUGCUAUUUACCCACAUUGACUGUGGCGUUCGGUUUGGCUUGUGCACCUUCCUUUGCGUUAGUUCUUGGGUCUGUGUUGUGGCUUCUCCCUGCAUUGCCCUGCUUUCCUUUACUCUAUCUGUUCCUUUCAUUCUUGGACUCAAUCCUGAAAGCUGGAAAAUCGAACUUCAUGAAAAAAAAAAAAAAACAGCUGUUGAACGUACAAUCUCCUUUCGAACGUUC
Messenger RNA from Aspergillus heteromorphus CBS 117.55, 2407 nucleotides. Its product is annotated as PWWP domain protein. Lineage: Eukaryota; Fungi; Ascomycota; Eurotiomycetes; Eurotiales; Aspergillaceae. Gene Ontology annotation, biological process: anterograde axonal transport. Gene Ontology annotation, cellular component: mitochondrion. The record is from RefSeq and is a predicted model, not a curated record. The transcript is spliced from 5 exons. The coding region runs from base 283 to 2163 and encodes 626 amino acids.